This is a messenger RNA of Salpingoeca rosetta, 699 nucleotides long. RefSeq lists its product as uncharacterized. The record is from RefSeq and is a predicted model, not a curated record. The transcript is spliced from 10 exons. Gene Ontology annotation, biological process: plasma membrane organization. Lineage: Eukaryota; Choanoflagellata; Craspedida; Salpingoecidae. Bases 1 to 699 code for a protein of 232 amino acids.
AUGGGCAAGCAUCAAGAUCUGGAUGUUGAGGGUGACAUUGCCACGCAACUGGAUGAGUUGAAAACCGUGGUGCCAAAGUUCAAGAAGGUGGCUGCAGAGGUUUCAAAAUACAUCAAAGCCAUCGCAGCCAUCCAAGCUGCAGAGACACGCGUGCAAGAAGCUCUUAGCGAGCUGGGGCGCCCUCCGCCCAAAUGCCCACGCCGUGUCAAAGACAUGCGCUCUGCUGUGGUCAAGGGCAGCGAGUGUCUCCGCAAGUGCCAACAACUCCACUGGAACCAGGUUGAUGUGCUGGAGAGUGAUCUGAUCCCAGCAAUCGAAGCCGUCGUGCAGGACGCAUCCAAGACGCAAUCGGCGCUGGAGAAAGAACUGAAGGAGGGCAAGGCCAAAGCUACACAGGAAAUCAAGAAGGAGGAAAAGAAGCUGCAAAAGCUGGAGAAGAAGCACGGCAAGGCGACAGAUGAUCGCACAGAUUCCGACGUCAUUGAUCAACACGGCGUGGUCGAAGACUCCAAAACGGCAUUGCAGGACUUUCUGGACACGUUCUAUGAGAAGGUUCUGGACGAGCACCGGGCACGCUUCUCCAAAGUUGUCGGCGCACUUGUCAACUACGGAGGCAGCGCCCUCAACAAGUACAUGAAGGUGCGUCCAACGGUGGAGGUGAACGUGGAACGGGAGCGGGGGAGCAAAACGUGUGGGUGA